GAGUGUACUUCAUCGUUUCAGGCGUUUCCUCAGGACGCGUUUUACACGAGAUUUGGCCCGCGGGCCUCUCCGUAGUGAAAGGUGUGGCAGAACGGGAGACGCAGAAAGGAACUUGGAUUGUGAUUGGUUUGCACGUCGUGUUCCCGGAACUCAGUGGGCGUCGCGCGAAGGCUGAGGGGAGCGUUUUGGUCCCGCUCUUGGUAGUGUUGCGGGCGGUGCUGGGAAUCUGAGGGUCGGUAUGCCGCGGUAUGCGCAGUUGGUCAUGGGCCCCGCAGGCAGCGGGAAGAGCACCUACUGUGCCACCAUGGUCCAGCACUGUGAAGCCCUCAAUCGGUCUGUCCAAGUUGUGAACCUAGAUCCUGCUGCAGAGCACUUUAGCUACUCCGUGAUGGCUGACAUCCGGGAACUGAUCGAGGUGGAUGAUGUGAUGGAGGAUGACUCCCUACGGUUUGGUCCCAAUGGAGGAUUGGUAUUUUGCAUGGAGUACUUUGCUAAUAAUUUUGACUGGCUCGAGAACUGUCUGGGUCAUGUCGAGGACGACUACAUCCUUUUUGAUUGCCCAGGUCAGAUUGAGUUGUACACUCACCUGCCUGUGAUGAAACAGCUGAUUCAGCAGCUAGAACAGUGGGAGUUCCGAGUCUGCGGGGUUUUUCUUGUUGAUUCUCAGUUCAUGGUGGAGUCAUUCAAGUUUCUCUCUGGUGUCAUGGCAGCCCUGAGUGCAAUGAUCUCUCUAGAAAUUCCGCAAGUUAACAUCAUGACGAAAAUGGAUCUGCUAAGUAAGAAAGCUAAAAAGGAAAUUGAGAAGUUUCUAGAUCCAGAUGUGUAUUCUUUGUUGGAUGAUUGUACAAGUGACUUAAGAAGCAAAAAAUUCAAAGAAUUGACUAAAGCUAUAUGUGGACUGAUUGACGACUACAGCAUGGUGCGAUUUUUACCUUAUGACCAGUCAGAUGAAGAAAGCAUGAACAUUGUAUUACAGCAUAUUGAUUUUGCCAUUCAGUAUGGAGAAGACUUGGAAUUUAAAGAACCAAAGGAACAUGAAGACGAGUCAUCUUCUGUGUUUGAUGAAUAUUUUCAAGAACGCCAGAAUGAAUGAAGAUUUUAUGAAAAAGUAACUGUAUACAUGUGAAGAGUUUGUGGCUGAACCCACAGAACAUUCUUCUCUUCGAAGGAUGCAGUAGUAGAAAGCUACUUAUUUUAAUGGAAAAAAAUACUACGGUCAUGCACCGCAUCACAUCCAUUCGGGCAACGUCCAACCGUAUAUAUGUCCAUGGUCCCAUAAGGUUGUUUUUUUUUUGUUUUGUUUUUUAAGGGAAAGCUGCUCACCCUUUGUUUGUUAUUUCCCCCUAAUGAUUUUAAAGACCCUAAACCCCCAGAAUGAAUGAGCAGUGGGGCUCCAGGGUGCAGCCCCAUCCCUGCAGCACCUCCUCCUCUGUCUUCUCCUCUUUCC
Molecule: messenger RNA, 1447 nt
Organism: Trichechus manatus latirostris (Florida manatee)
Lineage: Eukaryota; Metazoa; Chordata; Mammalia; Sirenia; Trichechidae
Gene: GPN3
Product: GPN-loop GTPase 3
Exons: 8
Coding region: 239-1093 (284 amino acids)
Molecular function (GO): GTPase activity
Source: RefSeq, a predicted model, not a curated record